AUGGCAUCACGUCUUCAAAGCGCCGUCCUGGGCAGGGGCAGGCCCUUGCCGCUUCUGAGGUUUUCCAGAAGUGCGUUCUCUACGCCUCUCUGCCCCUCGUCUGUGCGGUCGUCGGCUCUGCUGGCUCGGCCCUCGCUCGUCCAACGACCGCGGCAGGGGUCAUCGAGCAUCGGAGCAUGCUUCAUUCAUACCUCGUUUUCCGUGAGACAACAACAGCAGCAGCAACGGCAGGAAGACGAUAAGGAGAAGCAACAGCAGCCAACAACGCCGCCGAAUAGCAAACCUGCACUCAGAGAAAGAGCAAAGGCCGUGUCGGAGGACAUUCUCACGAUCCCCAAUGUGCUCACGACCAUGCGGCUGCUGAGCACGCCUCUGCUGGGCUACCUCAUCGUCGUUGAUGAGAUGCGCUACGCACUGAUGCUCCUGGCCGCCUCGGGCUUCACCGAUGUCCUGGACGGCUGGCUCGCCAGGCGCUACAACUCCUCUACGGUCUUUGGCAGCAUCGCCGAUCCCGCGGCCGACAAGGCGCUCAUGACCGUCAUGGUGGGCGCCUUGGCCUGGCGCGGCCUCAUCCCUGUCCCCCUUGUCGUCCUCAUCGUCGGCCGAGACCUGGCCCUGGUCGCCUCGGCCUUUGUGAUCCGCUACCGCACGCUGGAGCCGCCCAAGACGAUGGAGCGGUACUGGGACCCGCGCCUGCCCUCGGCGCAGGUGCAGCCAACGCAGGUCUCAAAGUACAACACUUUUCUCCAGCUCGUCCUCGUCGCCGGAUGCACAGUCAUUGCCGCCCUCGACCACGAGUGGAGCGCCUGGUGGGACGACGCAGAGGGGCUUUGGGGCCAGGGCCAGGGCCGGAUCGAGGGCGAUGAGGGGAGCGAGGGCGUGGAGCAAAGGGGCGAGCUGAGGGCAAAGGACGUGGCAAAGAAGGCAUGGCACGCAUUCAUGGGCGUCGUGGCAGCCACGACUUUGUGGAGUGGUGCCAGCUACUUGAGCGGCUCGGGCGCCGUCAAGCUGUCCAAGCUGGUCAAGAACAAGAGCACUUCGUCGCCAUAG
Messenger RNA from Acaromyces ingoldii, 1050 nucleotides. RefSeq lists its product as hypothetical. Lineage: Eukaryota; Fungi; Basidiomycota; Exobasidiomycetes; Exobasidiales; Cryptobasidiaceae. Gene Ontology annotation, molecular function: cardiolipin synthase activity. Gene Ontology annotation, cellular component: mitochondrion; membrane. The record is from RefSeq and is a predicted model, not a curated record. Bases 1 to 1050 code for a protein of 349 amino acids. The transcript has 2 exons. Gene Ontology annotation, biological process: cardiolipin biosynthetic process.